GUUUUUAGAUACCACCAUGUUCCAGCCAAACCCCGUGGUAAUGUUGGUGGAUUGAUGGAACAAUCAUUACCUAUGGCGGCCAUGUUCUUGAAGAAUAAACUCUUAUCGUGGUCAGCUUUGUUUUUAGCUAUCCAAUCAUAUUUAUCUGAACCAAAUAAUAAACCAGAUACUGAUGAACAAGCUAGACAACCACCUUUAUUAAGAGUAGUCUUUGCUUUGAUUGCUUUAGUAACUUGUUACAUUGAAUUUAUUUUCCCAUCAGCUAAUCCUCAAAUCAAGAGAACUGCUGCUGGUAAAGUUGCCGAAACUGUGUCAUCUAGUAUCGCAGCUGCUACU
This is a messenger RNA of Hyphopichia burtonii NRRL Y-1933, 336 nucleotides long. RefSeq lists its product as uncharacterized. The transcript has a single exon. NCBI's taxonomy places the organism in Eukaryota, Fungi, Ascomycota, Pichiomycetes, Serinales, Debaryomycetaceae. The record is from RefSeq and is a predicted model, not a curated record. The annotation marks the transcript as partial.